GUUAGGCUAAAAUGUCAGAAUUAAUAAAGCGGAAGGUAUCCUAUUACUAUCACCCAGAUGUUGGCAACUACCAUUACGGAAACCAGCAUCCAAUGAAACCCCAUCGUAUGAAGAUGGCUGAUUCUAUAAUCAGGAGCUACGGAAUGAUGGAUGAGUUGGAAGAUAUGACCGUAGUCGAUGACCUGAUAGAAGAGAUAGAUCUUACUAAGUUUCAUGCUGAUGACUAUAUUGACUUCUUAAAGGGUAUCACACCAGAGAAUGUCGCGAAGUACUCAGAUCAGCUUCUAAGAUUCAAUAUUGGUGAAGAUUGCCCUAUCUUUGAUGGCCUCUACGAUUUCUGCCAAAUGUACACACAUGGUUCAGUAAUUGGAGGUACAUGGCUGAACCAAGGUAAAUCGGAUAUUGCUAUUAACUGGUGUGGAGGACUACAUCAUGCUAAAAAGCAUGAGGCUUCUGGAUUCUGAUAUAUUAACGACUGUGUACUGGCCAUUCUUGAGAUGCUGAAAUAUCACCAGAGGGUUCUAUACAUUGACAUCGAUGUCCACCAUGGAGAUGGAGUUGAAGAAGCGUUUUACACCACAGAUAGAGUCAUGACACUGUCCCUUCAUAAGUUCGGAGAGUACUUCCCUGGGACUGGGGCCAUUGAAGAUGUAGGAUAUGAGACUGGAAAAUACUAUGCUGUCAACUGCCCGUUGUCAGAUGGAAUGGAUGAUGACCAUUUUGAAUACGUUUUCAGGCCGAUAGUUGAUGAGAUCUUCUCAAAUUUCAGGCCAGAAGCUGUUCUCCUCCAGUGCGGAGCAGAUAGUCUUUCAGGAGACAGGCUUGGUUGUUUCAAUCUUUCAGCAAGGGGACAUGGAGCCUGUGUUGAAUAUAUUAAAGGCAAAAACGUUCCAAUCCUUGUGACAGGAGGUGGAGGAUAUACCCUCAGAAAUGUUCCCAGGGUCUGGGCUUAUGAGACUAGUGUUUGUCUAGGAGUGGAUAUUCCUAACGAGUUCCCAGAGCACUGUGAGUACAGAGAAUACUUCGCUCCAGAGUAUAAGCUUCAUAUGUCUACUAGCAACAUGGAAAAUCUUAAUUCAAGAUCAGAACUAGAUGAGAAGAUAGCUCAGAUUAAAGAAAAUUUGAAAAAUGUGAGUGCUAGGGGUGUCGACCUUUCAAGUUACCACAAUGGGCAUCAGAAGGUUCCAGAUCACCUCGAUUACGAUGAGAGUAAACUUAGAGAUAAGAUUGAGGAGAAGAAGCAAGAUGAGAACACAGACACUAAGACAUAAUUAUUAACCUAUCUUUACACCUGGAAUUGAAUUAUUCAACU
Messenger RNA from Moneuplotes crassus, 1312 nucleotides. NCBI's taxonomy places the organism in Eukaryota, Ciliophora, Spirotrichea, Euplotida, Euplotidae. The record is from the annotation of a GenBank genome assembly.